Molecule: messenger RNA, 735 nt
Organism: Arabidopsis thaliana (thale cress)
Lineage: Eukaryota; Viridiplantae; Streptophyta; Magnoliopsida; Brassicales; Brassicaceae
Gene: SESA2
Product: seed storage albumin 2
Exons: 1
Coding region: 56-568 (170 amino acids)
Molecular function (GO): nutrient reservoir activity
Source: RefSeq, marked reviewed
AAACCAAAACUCAUCAUCACAAACGAGUAAGAAUACAAACACAAAUAGCAAAAAAAUGGCAAACAAGCUCUUCCUCGUCUGCGCAACUUUCGCCCUCUGCUUCCUCCUCACCAACGCUUCCAUCUACCGCACUGUUGUCGAGUUCGACGAAGAUGACGCCAGCAACCCCAUGGGCCCAAGACAGAAAUGUCAGAAGGAGUUUCAGCAAUCACAGCACCUAAGAGCUUGCCAGAAAUUGAUGCGCAUGCAAAUGAGGCAAGGCCGUGGUGGUGGUCCCUCCCUCGACGAUGAGUUCGAUUUGGAAGACGACAUCGAGAACCCACAAGGCCCCCAGCAGGGACACCAGAUCCUCCAGCAGUGCUGCAGCGAGCUUCGCCAGGAAGAGCCAGUUUGUGUUUGCCCCACCUUGAGACAAGCUGCCAGGGCCGUUAGCCUCCAGGGACAACACGGACCAUUCCAAUCCAGGAAAAUUUACAAGACAGCUAAGUACUUGCCUAACAUUUGCAAGAUCCAGCAAGUUGGUGAAUGCCCCUUCCAGACCACCAUCCCUUUCUUCCCUCCUUACUAAUAGAUUCCAAACAAAAACCCUCGAGCGUAUGAGAGUGUGGUUGUUGAUACAUGUUAACACCACACCUCAUCGUGUCUUUUAUGAAAAUGUAAGUUUUGGAUGUUUGAGGCUAAAUGUAUUUAGCACAAGUCCUUAAUAAAUAAGAGUUUUGUUUAUGUUUCAUUUUC